Messenger RNA from Sitophilus oryzae (rice weevil), 3715 nucleotides. RefSeq names its product unconventional myosin-Ib (gene Myo95E). Bases 236 to 3328 code for a protein of 1030 amino acids. Gene Ontology annotation, cellular component: plasma membrane; myosin complex; cytoplasm. NCBI's taxonomy places the organism in Eukaryota, Metazoa, Arthropoda, Insecta, Coleoptera, Curculionidae. The transcript is spliced from 22 exons. Gene Ontology annotation, molecular function: microfilament motor activity; ATP binding; actin filament binding. The record is from RefSeq and is a predicted model, not a curated record. Gene Ontology annotation, biological process: vesicle transport along actin filament; actin filament organization.
CUCUGUCAUGGUUUCUUGAAAAAAAAUAGUCCAAUUCUUAACUAUUUAAUUAACAAUUUAUUUAUCAAAACAGUAUAAUGAAAUUGUAUGAAUUGGCGUUUAUAUUUCUUCUGUUAAAAUUUGUUUUCCCCGUUAAAUUUAGUUCGGCGAAUUUUUGAAUUUGUCUGUCACACUGAAAAGCAAUUGUAGGGCUAAAUGCCGCCAAGGGGGCGGCAUUGCCAGAAGGUCUCGUGCAAUGCUGAAUUUGGAUCAAGAAGUAGGAACUUGGGAUACAGUAUUGUUAGAGUCCCUUACCGAAGAUAGUUUUAUAGCAAACCUACAACAGAGAUUUAAACGGGAUCACAUUUACACUUAUAUUGGAAAUGUUCUAGUUUCGGUUAAUCCUUACAGGAAAUUGGCACUUUAUUCCACUGAUUUGGUUGAAACCUAUGUCAGAAGAGCCCCUUUUCAGUUACCUCCCCAUAUCUAUGGUGUUGCAGAAUCAGCUUACAGAUGGUUAAAUGAUCGAGGAGACAACCAGUGUAUUAUUGUUACAGGAGAAAGUGGUGCAGGUAAAACAGAAUCCGCGAGAAUCGUUUUACAGUUCUUAGUGUUAGUUUCUGGAAAUAGUGCCGAAAUAAAAUUAGUUAAAGAUCGGUUAGUUCAGGCAAACACUUUAUUGGAAGCUUUUGGAAAUGCUAAAACUAUGAAGAACGAUAAUGCAUCAAGAUUUGGCAAGUUUUUGGACAUAGAAUUUGAUUUUAAAGGAGACCCCAUUGGUGGACAUCUAACAAACUAUUUUUUGGAAAAGUCUAGAAUUACAAAUUUGGCACCUAAUGAGCGAAAUUUUCAUAUUUUCUACCAGCUGUUAUCUGGCGCAGAUAUUCAUCUACUCAAAUGUCUAAAACUACAAAGAAACGUAGAACAUUACUCAAUCCUUCAAAAUAAAUCUAAUGUUCCAACUGCCACUGAAGAAGAUGACAAAAAAUUAUUCGUUUAUACCAGAGGAGCCCUAGAGAUUUUAGGGUUCAUUCCUAGCGACAUCAUUGAUAUUUUUAGAGUUCUAGCUGUAAUUUUAAAAUUAGGAAAUUUACAAUUCGUGCCUUGCAAUAACAUAGACGGUACAGACGGGUGUUCUAUUAGUAAUGAUUAUGAAUUAUUUGAGAUCUGUGAACUGUUAUUGGCAGAUAACAGGUGGAUUCAACGGAUCCUAACUACACGACAAAUCGAUGACGGUAUUAUAACAGACCUGAAUGCAAUAGAAGCGUCUAAAACCCGAGAUAUAUUAUGUAAUACGUUAUAUAGUAGAUUAUUUUCGUGGCUGAUUAAUCAAAUAAACGAUUCUAUAAAAGCAAAAACUUUAAGCAAAAGAAAAAUAUUGGGUGUGUUGGAUCUGUAUGGAUUUGAACAAUUUAAAGAAAAUAGUUUCGAACAAUUAAUUAUAAAUUAUUGCAAUGAAAAGGUUCAUCAGUUUAUUACUAAUAUUUGUUUGAAAGAUGAGCAAGAAGAAAUGGUGAAGGAGGGGCUAGAAUGGACCAAAAUCGAUUUUUUUAAUAACAUAAUAAUCUGUCAAUUGUUAGAAAACGAAAACCACGGUAUAUUAUCAUUACUAGAAGAACCCCAUAUACAAACAGAUAGUGAUUAUUUAACAAGAUUGGAACAGUGUUGUUCAGGACAUAUGCACUGUUUAAUAGAUGAAGUAAAUUCACCAAAUAGUUUUCAGAUUAGGCACUUUGCUGGUCCAGUAACGUACAAAAUCCAUGGAUUCGUGGAGAAAAACCAUGACAAUCUUCCCAAAGAGCUUUCCAGAGCUAUGUUUCGUUGCGACCUAAAAAUUAUGCAAGGAUUGUUUCCUGAAGGGAAUCCCAAAAGAUGUAGUUUUAAAAGACCAGUAAGUAAAGCUAGUCAAAUCCAAGUGUCUUUAAAUGCGCUGUUGAAAAGUUUAGCUAGUCGUCAAAAUCAUUAUAUUAGAUGUAUAAAACCAAACGAUAUGAAACAGCCUAGACUUUUCGAAAUCGGAUUAGUUCAGCAUCAAAUUAGGUACAUGUGCCUGUUAUCGACUGUACAAGUAUGGAGAUCAGGCUACUGCCACAAAAUGCCUUUUAUCUCUUUCCUAUGCCGGUACAAAAUGAUUUGCCCGCAUACCUGGCCUAAAUGGCGCGGAUCGGCCAUAGAAGGAGUUUCUUUGUUGUUGAGAAGUUUGCCCAUUCCUAGUGCUGAGUUUACUUUCGGCAGAUCAAAGCUUUUUAUUCGAAGUCCAAGAACGGUUUUUGAGCUGGAGGAUUUUAGAAGAGCCAGAUUGCAAGAUUUGGCAUUGUUGAUUCAAAAAACAUGGCGCUGUUACAAGGAAAAAAAGAAAUAUCAAAAAUUAAGAAGGGCUCAAAUGACCAUCGCUUCUGUCUGGCGCAGUUGGAGGGCUAGGGAACUGUACAGACUGUUGCGACACAAAAAACAAGUUGAAUGGGCGGCUAAAGUGAUCCAAAGACAUUAUAUUCAAUGGAAAAGGAGACAAUACCUGUUAUCGCUGCCAAAAAGACUGCCGGCUGACAGCGAAUCGCCUCUUUGCCGCGACUGGCCGACUUGUACGCCAUCUAUGCACGAAACCGACGCUCUACUUCGCCGGAUCUACCACAGAUGGCGCUGUCACAAGUUCCGGUUGGGCUUCGAUCAGACUGCGCGGAACCGUAUGCGCGAGAAAGUGACGGCUAGCUUUAUUUUUAAGGACAGAAAAUGUUCGUAUCCUCGUAGCGUAUCUCAUCCAUUUUUGGGCGAUUAUGUCAGAUUGCGACAAAAUAUUCAGUGGAAAAAGAUGAGCUUGGAAAAUAACGAUCAGUACGUUGUAUUUGCUGAUAUUAUCAACAAAAUUGCGAGAUCUAGUGGAAAGUUUGUUCCCAUAUUAUUGGUGAUAUCGACCCGAUCGAUGCUCAUUUUGGAUCAGAGAACGCUCCAAGUUAAGUACAGGGUUCCGGCCUCGGAAAUAUACAGGAUGUCCUUGUCUCCUUUUUUAGAUGACGUAGCUGUUGUACACGUAAAGGCGUCGUCGGUAAUGAAUCCAGAAACGUCAAGCGUGACAUCUGACACUCCGGGAUGUCUGUUCCAAAACGAUUUGGGCAAGAAAAAGGGCGAUUUUGUGUUCCAAACUGGUCACGUGAUAGAGAUCGUUACCAAGCUGUUUUUGGUGGUUCAAAAUGCUACUGGCAAACCGCCUGAAGUUAACAUCACCACGGAAUUUGAGGCUAACUUUGGUUCUCAAACGGUGACGUUCACGUUCAAGUGCGGCCUGCCCGAGGUCCAGCCCGGUCAAAUACGGGUCUUGAGAAAAGGAAACAAGAUGGAGGUGCUCGUGUGACAACGUGAAAAAAUCGAAAUACAUAUCGAUGAAUCCAGCGACUCAAACACUGCCACUUUAACAAUUUUUUAUUCAAAUUUUGGUUUCGGUUUUUUCAAAAAAUGCACAACCUUUAUUUUGCAGCAAUGUGGAAAAGAAAAAUCUGUAUUCCAACUAACACGAAAUCAUUUUUUUUUUUGUAUUUUUAAUAAUAAUUAAUAACUUUUAAAUAUAUUAAUUAAAAUUCGUUUGGCAAUUAUAAAUGGUAUUGGAUUUGAUUUCCAAAAUAGUAAAAAAUUACCAGAUUCAAUCAUUCACACGCAAAAUAUUCAAUAUACAGGGUGGUCCGAACUGUAUUCCGGAAACUUCAGUAGCAUAUUCUGCACAUAAAAAUAAGUAAAACAAUUC